AAAUUGCGAAAUAUCAUAUUAUCUCGAUCUUUGUAACUGGGAUUUUCCAGAAAGCCAUACUGUACAAAAACAACAGAAUGUUCACAUCUACAAUGAAGUUGCCUGUAAGCGUCUUAUUAUUAAUCUUCUCCCUGCAAAAGCCGACUGAAGGACUUCGGUGUUUACGGUGCUCCGAUACCUUUGAGCCCCGUCUGUGUAAUCGGAUAGAAGUCUGCAACAAAGGGCAGGUGUGUGGAGUGCGACUGUACCGCACUGACAAUGGUGACACGGGUUUCUGGACUGGUUGUAUGUCAUCUCUGGAUUGUGGGAAAACUAUCAACAGAACUGUGAUCCACCCGAAGCGUGACGGAUCUUCCAGUAUUUCGGGCCAGAUCCUCUGUACAGAGUGCUGUGUAGGAGGGUUAUGUAACAGUCAGGGAUGCGGGGCUGUGGGUUACCCGUCCCCCAGAGGACCGAUUUGUUACGAUUGUCGGGACAUUCAUUCACCAGCGGAUUGUCACAAAGUUGUACCAUGUAGUGCUAACGAGAAAUGUUUAUUAGAGGAGAGAACUGUGUUUGGUCAGCGAUAUUUUACCAGUAGAUGUGAACAUGGGCAGACGUGCGACUCGCUGGCAAAUUUUCCAUCAGCGUUUGGACGACGGAGAUCGCUUGGAGACAAGUGUCAUCAGUGUUGUCAUGGAGACUUGUGUAACGACAACUGUAACUUAGUCGUGACUAGUACCCCAAGCAAUACAGUGACAACAUCAACUGUGACAACAUCAACUCCCCCGCCCUCCCACAACAUUGCUUUCUUCACGCAAAAUACCAACAGUGUAAGUGGAGAUGGAGACUUGACCUUCCAUGAAACUGUCAUCAACGUGGGCAAUGGAUACACCAGUGCUUCGGGAAUGUUCACGUGUUCCCAGGCAGGUCUAUACAUGUUUGCAUGGAACAUCGCUUCCCAUGGAUAUGGGGCCAAAACGAAUUUGUUGAAGAAUGGAUACCCAGUAGGUGUCGCUGCGAUCACUGAUCCUAGGUCUAGCAGUGUUGACGAUUCGAGCACUUCCUUUGCGGUACUUCGUCUGAACAGAAACGACAAAGUUAAUGUGCAUCGUUAUGCUAGUGGUAGAAUAAGUUCCAGUUUUUUCGCGGGUUGGAGAAUUGGUAAUGAUCUUAGAGAUACCGACGCUUUUACUGUGGCCCUCAACAGAUCGAGCUAUUCUUCAUCCCAGAUUCCGUUCAACAGCGUCAUAUUUGAUAACAAUGGAAGCUACAUCUCAAGCAACUACUCAUUCAUCUCGACCAGUCCCGGUUUAUAUGUCUUUGGAGUUACCGGUGAACAGACUGGCGGGAAGUACGACGACUUACAACUCCAAAUUAACGGGGCACAAAAACUGAACACAUUUCCGGAUUCAGAAAGUGGGCAUUCAGAUUCUGCGGCGACUUUGAGCGUCGUUAGACUCAAUUCUGGAGAUAACGUUCGGGUUGGUGGUCGCCAUUACGUCGGUUACAAAGGAACUACUGCCUUUUCGGGAUAUAAGAUUUCAAAUAGUACGCAGCCCGCCUUUACAGCAACGGUUACGUCUGACACUAGUGGCAGUCCUAUAGUAUUUAAUGACGAGCUAUUGGACACUCAUGGUGACUAUGAUCGUUUAUCGGGAGUUUUCACCUGCAGCGUGCCGGGAACAUACAUUUUUACGUGGACUGUUACUACAAAUGGAGCCGAACUAUCAACGCAAUUGGUCAUUCAAAUUAAAGGAGGUUCUCGGAUCAAUGGGCCGACAAUUGUAGGAGAGGAGACAGUGAGCGAUGAAUACGACAGUAGCACCGGUGUGUUUAUCUACAGACUUAACCCCGGGGAUACAGCUAAAGUCCAGAUUGUGAACGGAAAAGUAGAGGGAAGCUACUCUUCAUUUUCUGGCUGGUUGUUGUUUUGAUCAAUGUUAGAGAUAUGCAAGGGUGAUAAAUGUCAUUCGGUA
Messenger RNA from Ostrea edulis (European flat oyster), 1958 nucleotides. RefSeq lists its product as uncharacterized. The record is from RefSeq and is a predicted model, not a curated record. Bases 78 to 1916 code for a protein of 612 amino acids. Gene Ontology annotation, molecular function: protein binding. The transcript has 12 exons. Lineage: Eukaryota; Metazoa; Mollusca; Bivalvia; Ostreida; Ostreidae.